Molecule: messenger RNA, 1149 nt
Organism: Candida dubliniensis CD36
Lineage: Eukaryota; Fungi; Ascomycota; Pichiomycetes; Serinales; Debaryomycetaceae
Gene: FGR12
Product: Fgr12p
Exons: 1
Coding region: 1-1149 (382 amino acids)
Source: RefSeq, a predicted model, not a curated record
AUGGUGCUAAAUUUUGAUGAUGAAUUGAAUUUACAAGAGUAUACAAUUUCUAACCAAAGCUUGGAAAGAACUAGUAGUAUUAAGCCUGAUAACAUUAGUAAUAUACUUGAGGAAGCACCAAAUGAAAUACCGAAUAAUCAACCGCACGUUGACUUCACAAAUUCAGAAUUAGAAUACUUGACCUGUCACAGUUUAACAGCACAUGCGUUUGAAAACAGCGAAAUAGACGUAUCACCUGCCAUUUCAAACCAAACACAUCAGCUGCUAAGGCCCUCGUUUUCUUCCGAGUAUGAUACCGACACAACCGAUCUUAUAGGGAUUGUAGAACAGAGUACUCAUCAUACAAAUGCAACUUAUAACCACUACAACAAAUCAUCAGAAGAAUUGGCAUUUCAAGAGAGUAUUGACUACUCGACAUUCCUUGAGAAUGUACUUGAAAAGGAAAACAACAACAGCAUAGGAGAUAUAGAUUCAAAUAAAGAGUUUGAAAAUGCAGCAACAAACUUAUUCAGCUCGGAAAACUGUGAGCACGAUUUGUUACUACUACAGCACGAAUUGCAGGAAACCGGUAUACCUAUAGAGCAAUUUCAGCCCCAAUCUUACAUGUACAACGAAGAUAAUGCUGACUUGAUAAAUCAAAGUCCAGCACAAGUCAAUACCGCCGCCACCGUCACAACAACAACCACACUGCUGGUUCUGGUUCUACUGUUAGUUAAAUCUCCUUGUCACGUGAUUUCCAACUAUGAGGAUUUUGUUACUUCGCCAAUAUAUGAAUGGCCAAAUGACGAAUCGGGCGUAUCAGUUAACCUUUUGAACACAAUUAAUGUACGAGUGGCGAAUUUGGAGCCAAAAACAGUCAGUGAUGCCGUGAGGAAAACGAUACGAGAGGAAUUUGUUAUACAAGAUAUGUUUCUCAAUGGGAAAUCUCUCCUCCCGCCAGAAAUACCCAAAUCUAUUAGGAAAAAGUCAGAUAGAGAUGUUGAAUGGACUCCCCUCAGUGUUUACAAAGCGUAUACAAACAUUAAAUCACCUACUAACGGUAAAGAAGCAUAUAACCAUUUAGUGCCCUAUACUUCUUGUAUUGGCACGCUAAAUUACCGACCAAAAGAUCACGCUGCUUGGAAACGGGCUCCGAAUAGACGUCGCUAA